Molecule: messenger RNA, 2040 nt
Organism: Teleopsis dalmanni
Lineage: Eukaryota; Metazoa; Arthropoda; Insecta; Diptera; Diopsidae
Product: cholecystokinin receptor-like
Exons: 6
Coding region: 34-1857 (607 amino acids)
Biological process (GO): neuropeptide signaling pathway
Cellular component (GO): membrane
Molecular function (GO): neuropeptide receptor activity
Source: RefSeq, a predicted model, not a curated record
AACAAAUAAAAUAGAUUCAUUGUCCACAUCAUCAUGUCAUUUCGCGCGCAGGACUUACGUGCUUUGAUGUCCUUUUUCUCACAAAAAUCAGCCUCUGGCAAUAUUAUCUCGCUGGCACUGACACAGACUAAUGACACAGUCAAUUCCACAUUUAAUAUUAGUGAUAAUGAAAGUGUUGUGUUUUCAACUGCAAAUCCUAACAGUAAUCAAACUAGUCCGAUUAUACCGCGAAUCAGUUCGGAAAUGCCAAUUUGGUUGAUUCCGUGCUAUAGCAUCAUUUUACUCUUUGCAAUUGUGGGCAAUUUAUUGGUGAUUUCAACUCUUGUGCAAAACCGUCGAAUGCGAACGAUAACCAAUGUUUUUCUACUUAAUUUGGCAAUAUCGGAUAUGCUUUUGGGUGUGCUUUGCAUGCCAGUCACGCUUGUUGGAACUCUACUGAGGCAUUUCAUCUUUGGCGAAUUUCUAUGCAAACUGAUACAGUUUUCACAGGCCGCAUCUGUUGCCGUCUCAUCAUGGACAUUAGUGGCGAUAUCCUGCGAACGCUAUUAUGCAAUCUGCCACCCGUUACGUUCUAGGACAUGGCAAACAAUAAAUCAUGCUUAUAAAAUAAUCGGUUUCAUAUGGUUCGGUAGUAUAGUUUGCAUGACACCCAUUGCUGUAUUCAGUCAAUUAAUUCCGACCAGCAGACAAGGAUUACGUAAAUGCCGCGAAAACUGGCCUCGAGAUGCUAUCGGCUAUGAACGCUCGUACAACAUUUUAUUGGAUCUCAUUUUACUUGUAUUACCACUGCUAAUACUGUGCGUGGCUUAUAUACUAAUAACUCGUACACUUUAUGUGGGCAUGAAGAAUGAGCGGGCUAUGAUAUUCGGUAGCAGUUCGAAUAAAGUCAGCACACAAGUUGAGGCAGUGGCUACAGUUACCACGUCACCAAUGCCAUCGUUCGGGUUUAAUUUGAAUAUGUCAUUCCGUUGCCAUUCCCGCAAUGGUGGCAAUGGUGCUGUUGGCACAACUGUAGGCGGCAAUAAUGCAAACAAUAAUGCGGAAGUUGAAAUGGUAUACCAGCAACAACCACAAACACAACGUCAACAGCAUCAACAACAUCAACAACAACAACAUCAACAACAACAGUGUUAUGAUGACAUUACUCAACAAGGCAGCAAACGAAAGUUGUUAACCGCAUCUGAUGGACGUCGAUAUUUGUACUGUAUGCGCUCAUCGUCAGUUAAGUCAGUGAAUCGCAACAACAAUGGUGGCAAUACCAUUAAUGGGAGUAGCGUGGGCGGAAUUUCUCCAUCACCGUCCAUGACUGUGAUUAACGUGCCACAACAACAACGAUUUAAGCUGCAUUCGCAACGCCAACAACAUCAUCUACAGUGCGAUGUGGACCGCCGUAAAUCGAAUUCAACGCCAAGUUUACGUAUAACACAGGAAGCAGCUCUAAGGCGAUCUAAUGAAACGAAAAAUCUUGAGAGCAAAAAGCGUGUUGUCAAAAUGUUAUUCGUACUUGUGUUAGAAUUUUUUAUCUGCUGGACACCUUUGUAUGUCAUCAAUACUGUGGCUAUGUUUAUUGGACCUGCAAUUUACGAAUAUGUUGACUACACUUCAAUUAGCUUUUUCCAUUUACUUGCGUACUCAUCGAGCUGUUGCAAUCCAAUUACAUAUUGUUUCAUGAAUGCGGGUUUCCGGCGAGCUUUUCUAGAUACAUUCAAAGGUAUGCACUUCAAUCACGGACGAUUUUGGCGCAAGCGUCCCAAAAAUGAUACGAAUUUAUCAGUUGCGGGAAAUUCCAUUGCUCUGGCAAACAGUGGUGCCACUGUCAUCUCAACUACAACGAUGCUUGACAGUCCGAGACUUUGAGGACGUGGUCGUGAUAACGUCAGAUGGCAACGCCGUUUGGCUGAUUCCGUAUAGAGUGAAAGAAGUGAAAAGGGUAUGCUGUGAAGUAUAAGUAGUGUAUGUAAUUUAAGAAUUUGCUUUAUUAAUGAUUUGUGCUAAUUAAAUCGUAUACUUGUGAUUUAAAUAAAAUAGAAAUCGAGAAUU